Lineus longissimus is the source of this 3426-nucleotide messenger RNA. RefSeq names its product guanine nucleotide-binding protein subunit beta-5-like. The transcript is spliced from 10 exons. The record is from RefSeq and is a predicted model, not a curated record. Gene Ontology annotation, biological process: G protein-coupled dopamine receptor signaling pathway; G protein-coupled receptor signaling pathway. NCBI's taxonomy places the organism in Eukaryota, Metazoa, Nemertea, Pilidiophora, Heteronemertea, Lineidae. Gene Ontology annotation, molecular function: protein binding; signaling receptor complex adaptor activity. Gene Ontology annotation, cellular component: cytoplasm; heterotrimeric G-protein complex. Bases 5 to 1069 code for a protein of 354 amino acids.
CAAGAUGGCAGCAGAAGGAUUGAGGGUUGAGCCUCAGCAAGAUUCAAUCGAAGCUCUCAGUCGAGAGGUGGAAUCUUUGAAGUCCAAAUUAGAAGAAGAGAAAGCCAAACUAAAUGAUGUUGAUAUGACCGUUGUUGCCCAACGCUUGGAUAGCUUAUCAACCUUCAAUAUCAAGCAGCGGAGAGUGCUGAAAGGCCAUCAAGGAAAGGUGUUGUGUAUGGACUGGUCUGCUGAUAAGCGUCACGUUGUUAGCUCAUCCCAGGAUGGAAAAAUGAUAGUAUGGGAUGCAUUCACUACAAAUAAAGAGCAUGCAGUAACCAUGCCAACAACAUGGGUGAUGGCGUGUUCCUAUGGACCAUCAGGAUCAGUUGUAGCAUGUGGUGGAUUGGAUAACAAGUGUACCCUGUAUCCUUUGAGUUUGGAUGAAGAUCCUGCUGCCAAGAAGAAAGCAAUUGCCACACACACCAGCUACUUGUCUUGUUGUUCAUUUACACAUUCAGACCACCAGAUCCUGACGGGUAGUGGGGAUGGUACCUGUGCUCUCUGGGAUGUGGAGAGUGGCGCUAUGAUGCAGAGUUUCCAUGGCCAUACUGGUGAUGUGAUGAGUUUGGAUCUGUCUCCCUCAGAAGCUGGUAACACAUUUGUGUCUGGAGGAUGUGAUAAGGCUGCCCAUAUCUGGGACAUGAGAACAGGCCAGUGUGUCCAGGUGUUUGAGGGUCACGACUCUGAUAUCAACAGUGUGAGAUUCUAUCCAAGUGGUGAUGCUUUUGCUACGGGCUCUGAUGAUGCAACGUGUCGAUUAUUUGAUCUUCGAGCCGAUCGAGAAGUCUGUUGCUACAAGAAAGAAAGUAUUAUAUUUGGAUGCAACUCAGUAGACUUUUCAUUAAGUGGUCGUCUUCUCUAUAGUGGUUACAAUGAUUACACGGUGAAUGUUUGGGAUGUGCUAAAGGGCUCACGCAUCACGAUACUCUACGGCCAUGAUAAUAGAGUCAGUUGUUUAGGCAUAUCACCAGAUGGCACUGCUCUAUGUACAGGAAGCUGGGAUUAUACGCUAAGGAUUUGGGCAUAAUAGAUACUUCCUGUUAGAGGUUACGUCGUGUUUGUUACAUCAGGAUGUCACUGUAUAUAGUCAUUUUACUGCAAUGAAGAGGUCAAGCUUUUAGGGGAAACUUUCAGAACUGUUUGUGCCAAAAACAUGUGUAAUUGUUUUGUUCUGCUUUGCGCAGAGUUUAUUCAGAAUUGAUACAUGUAGUAUCCUUUUGCUGAUUUUGUGAUAGGUACUUAAGUGCUUAUUUAUUUGCAAGUUAGCGACUCUGGGUAAUUAGAAAGGCAUAAUGUCGUUAUCAACAUCUGAAAAGCAGCAUUGCAGAACUGCACGUGAAUAUUUGACGGUGUAUAGUACCGUAAAGCAGUUAUUAUAAAAAGAAGUACAGGUCUUAUUUACUUAUUAUUCAUUUUAAGUUCUGCUUGUAAUCAAAUCUCAGUCGUCUUUCUACAUGUUAUUAUUAUCUAAAUUACUCAAGUUUUAUUUUGUUAUCUUUGUACUCUGUUAUUUUACACUAGAUUUAAAAGUUAUAUUGUGUUGUUCUAAGUAAUUAUACUGUAUAUCUGAAGCCUGUCUGCUGUCGAUCGAGAUCAUGUCAUGUAAAUUCUAAGAUUUUUGUGGAGUGUCUUGGAACCAUUGGAGAUAUUUAGAUCUUGAUUUACUGUAGAUUGGAGUGCCAACCAAAAACGUGCAAUACUAUAUUUCAUGGGACCAUUUUAAUUCCCUGUAUGUCACCCAUGACUUUUCUGCUUAAUUUCAACUCCCCCUAUGUCUAUAGGUGUUUAGGGACCACUAAAGCCAUGUUUUACAGCAAAUAAGUUGCUUCAUUAAAUGCCUUUCCCAUCAAAUAACCUAUCUUUGGACAAGGUUUUCUCAACUUAAAACUUGAGAGAGUGGUGUAUUUCGAAGUCCAUACAUGUAUGUCAAUCAAACGUUAAGAGAUUGUCAGGUCUCAUUCAUCAUUUUAAAGAACCUUCAAUUUCAACUUACUCUUUGAUCAUAGUGGGUUUAGCGCAUUAUGGAAUCAAAUCUUCCCGAAAUGUUUCCAAACAUUUGGCUGACUUUUCUCGUCUUCUUUCCUGUCUGUCAUGUAUAAUCCAGUUGCCAUUUCAUUUACUCUUUCCUGGGUUUAUUUUAGCAAGCAUGUUUGAGAAACAUAGUUACUUGUUAUCCAGGUGUUGAUUUUUGCAUUUUUUCGAGCAUUUCCAUGUACAUGUACAUGCCUGUUUUUUGUAACAGGCAGUUGGAGAGAAGUUUGGUAAUUUGGAAAUGUUUUCAAAUUUGAAAAUUCUCCCUCGCGGCCAGGUAUGUUUCUAUUGCAGGUUUUAUUUGUCCUUUACUAGCCUUGCGCAUGUACGUGUAUGAACUGAAGGACUAUGCAUAGUGUAUGGUGGAAAGGUGUUUAAAGGUCUUGUUGAAUCAAAGUGUAGCAUGCUCCUAUUUACAUUUGUGUACAGAUUAUUGUCUGUUAUCAGCUGAAGGUCACAUCUUCCUCUCCAGAAAUUUCUAUGUUUUGGUGAAUUUGCUAGGCUGUAAUACUCUAAACCAUAAAAGUCUUGCGCAUAUGAAAUCAAAAUUGCCGCAUUAAAAGUACAUUUUGAAUGCAUUUUCUUUCAUAGUGUAAGAUGAUUCAGUUAUUCUGAUACUAAUCAAGUUUAUCAUGACAUUAUAGGGAGACUAUAGGCAGCAGCCAGGUAGGUCAGAUUAAUUUCCACACUGUUGCUGAUAGGGGUCUCUGCUAUUUCACAGUACAUCAAAAGACUACACAUUUUACCACCUAUCUCCUACCUAUAGUCUCACUUUAAGCAAUUCGACAUUGAUUUUGUGUUCUUGACCUGAUACAGAGUAGAUUAAAACCAGAAAUCACUGCCAAGUAAUUUGUGUACAUUUUUUUGUCAAAGCAUUUAACGCAUAUCAUUUAUUCUAGUCUAAGGCGACACAAUAAGUAAGGCCACAAUCAUGCCUUUUCAUGAACAAAUCAAGUCAUGUAAUUAUCAUAGACAUAGUCUUUACCUGGGACUGGUAACCUUUUGACUGUCAGCCAAAUUUGUUUACAAAUUGCCUGAGGGCCGUCGGUAUUGGUCUCCCGGGCUUAUACUGAAAACCAAAAUAUCUUUCAUCACAUAAUUUUGCUCUUAUCUUCUUCUGCUAUGGAUAGUAGAAGAUUUCAAGCCUUUUGAUAGUUAAGAAGCCUCGCUUAGUGUGUCCAUAGAAUUGUUAAGUAGUUCCAUAGUCUAGAGAGAUAUGUUAUUAUCCAAAUGUAUUAUAUGUAUAUCUAUAUAUCAGAUUUAUUAUUAGAAGUCAAUAUCAGAUUUUUGUAACAACCAGAAGUAUAAAUGUGAAGCAAAAUAAAGGAUUUAACAGUUUAUUACUGUUAGAAA